AUGUCAACCUUAGCACCUGACGAAUUAAUACAGAAAAUUUGUCAAGAAAUCGCGUAUCAGAAGGGGAAAAUAUCCCUUGAUCUUUUGUGGGAGUUAAUUAAGAAGGACGUCGAUACCUCAGAUGACCAAAUAAAACGAUUUGUCUUUUCCUGUUUAUCAUCAUAUCCUGACAUCUUCGUUCAAGCCAAGAGUAGAAGGCUUCUAGAUUUGGAUUAUGCUGAAAUAUCUCAAAUGUCGGGUGAAGUUGAGAUAUGUAUCACCGAAGACAAACUAUGGUCAACAUUAACAGGAUACAGGAAGAAAGAAUGUUCAAUAGGUGGACUGGCGUUUGAGCUUCUACUUGAAGUUACGAAAACAAAAGAGAUUGGCAUUAAUACGAUGGAAUUAGCGAGACAAACAUCGCAAGAUCCCAGAAGCAUAACGGGCAGAAUAAAGAAACUCGGAAGUCUCGUAACUGGUACACAAAUCAUUUUUAAGGGACAUGUGGUAAAACACUUGAAAUACUAUAAGUUCGCCGAUAAAAAUGCUGUCGUGAACUCAUAUGUGGGCAUGAGAGACCACUUAUCCACCAUUGUAAGUAUUGUCAAAAACUCGAAAAACGGCGUACGACAGCUGAUUGAUCUAAAGAGAGAAUUAAAGUUUGAUAAGGACAAGAGACUUUCGAAGUCGUUUAUUGCUGCAAUUGCGUGGCUAGAUGAAAAAGCGUACUUAAAGAAGGUAUUGGUUGUUUCCCCUUCUAGCCCCUCAGUAAAAAUAAGAUGCGUAAAGUAUCUGAGAGAUUACGUACCAGAAGAAAAAUCAACCAACGACUUUGAAGAUGAUACUGAUGGUGACGACGAGAGUGGGCAGGCGGCUAACGACGACAAGAAUGGUGACGAAGAAGAGGCUUUCGAAUGCUUGGAUAGUUUCAAUGCGACUCACCUGUUACAAGAACAGAAUCUAAUUCUACAAGAUGCUCCAGAAUCAGAGAAGAAGGAAUUCUUGUUAAAUAGAUUUUUCCCCAUGCAAAAUCAAACUUAUGCCUUAGCGGCUAGGUAUGGAACCACCGGUGUUUCAACGAUGGAAGCCGUUAAUCUCAUCACCGGCCAGGACUACAAGCGAUCUUUCACGAAAUGCAGCGAGUAUUACGUUGAUACCGUUGGUAAGCCAACUAAAAAUUCUAGUGGGAAUGGUCUUGUGAGGGUGUACGAUUUUGAAGGUAAAAAAAAGUUCUAUCGCCUCUUUACGGAAUAUAACUUUAGAAGCUUGUCUGGUUUGGAGCCACCACAGAAGGAGGAGGCAUUCAGCUCACCAAGUAAGCAAAAGAAAACUUUGGAUGAAAUUAGCCGCAGUAAUUUUGUUCCACUCAGUAACACUUUAAGAUUUAUUAAUAAAAACGGGGAAGAUCAAUUCUUUUGGAAUGGUGAGUUGAAAGUUCCUUCCAACGGCAAUGCAGCGCCCCGCGGAAGAAAGAGAAAAAAUGUCCUCGAGAGCGUCAAGAGCAUACCAAAACGUGUACGAAAAGAUGAACCCUUAUCAAAUGACCUCAGCGCUUCUAAUAUCAGCCAUCCCCAAAAUACUUCAGCUUCGGAUCCAAGUGAAAAUUCCAGCAGUUUGAGUUCGAAUAAUGCUCUCUUUAGUAUAGACGGGUUUUCAGCAAACUCUUUGAAAUCAUUACAGCGCCAACGUGCAAUUUUGGAGACAAUUAAGAAUUGCGGAGGAAUAAGCUUCUUCAGAGAUCAGCUUUUCAUGGAUGUGACAAAACUGAUGGGCUCAAAAACACUUUUAGAUAAGAAAACAAUCAAAGGAGAUGUCGAGCGUCUAGUAUGUUCAAAGAAGGUAUGCCUGGAAAUAGACCGCGGAACUGGUAGACGUCUUUUAACUCUACCUCAUAUUACAAGAGAAGAGGUUCUUCACUUCUUGAGUGAUGAAAAAGACAGCAAGAAAUCAUAUUUCAAUGAUGUGAUACAAAAUACAGACAUUUACUUUUUUGAUCAAACAGAGAGUAACAGAUUUCAUCGUGGCACGAAGUCUGCAGAAAGAGUCAAGAAAUUCGAGAAGACCAGAGAUAAGAGUAGAAAAACCAACGAUCAAAAUAAUCAAGCAAGUAUUAACAUUGAGGGUCCAAAGAGGCGUUCGAAAGUAUCAGAAAAGUUCUCGACAAAACAAAAGCUUGAUAAUAAUGAGGGACUAGACUCAUCAACACUCGUGAAGAAAGGCAAGAAAAGUAAUCAGAAUACAUUCAAUAUUGGAACAAAAGACGGAGUGCGUACACUGGUCAUGGCGGUCGUAAUCAUAAAGAGUAUCAAAGGUCAAAUAGUUUGGGAAACUCUGUCGGAAAUCUUCCCCAACAAUUCAGUUGGGAACUUGAAGAAACAGUGGACUAUCAGAAGAGUUCGCAUGGGUCACAGCGGUUGGAAAGCUCAGUUAGAAAAAUGGAGGAAAAUUAUUGUUGAGGCAAUGAAGGAAGGGAAAGCGACACUAGAAGAUGUGGAAAAAUCGAAUUUAAUCAAGCUAAUCAAGAUUUGGAAUGAUUUUGAAGCUCAGCAAAUUCAAAAGCCGUUCAAGUUGUUCAAAAACUACGAAGAGAACUUCAAAAGGUACACUUUUGUAAGGGAUAGCGUAGCCCCCAUUAAGGCACAUGGUUUGGACAUGUCUUCGAUGGUCCAGAGAGAGCAUUGGCUCUUAAGGAAAGCGUACACUUAUAGUACAAUUGCUGCCAACAGAACUGAGAAGGUCGUAACGGAAGACAAAAUAAGAACUGUCGCAAGGUCACUUUUAAUUGAAAGCCCUGGAUCCGAACUAAAACUUGAUGAUAUUGAAGCUCUCAAAAGAUUCAAGAAAGAAGAAGUUGAUAAGGUUUUGCUAGAUAUGGCAAAAGAACGGCAAAUUUCUUUAGUUGGAAUGUCGAAAUUGCAACUAACUGAUACCGUCUUGGACUUUUUAAGUACCAAAGGUGACUUUUCUUUAUUUGAUAAUGCCAUGGAGUACAAUAAGAAACUAGUCUUGAUACUGAGCAAUCGAAAAGCUUGCCUUAUUAGUGGCGAAAUCUCUAAUUCUGCAGCUGUAGUAUUCCUUCACUUGAUAGAAACUCUGACUGUAAACAUACAGGAAAUUCCCGUUUUCACGAAGGAAAUUCCGAUGCAUUACACCACAAGAAAGUACGAAGUUGGCGCAUUGACGCCACCAUUGGUAUUCAUCGCAAAGAAAAGAUUCCAAGAUGUUAAGCUAGACCACGUUCAAAUACCAAUCGGCAAACCUUGCUCGCACCUGUGGAUUGACCUCGAAGGUAAUGUGCGGCCUGACGUCUGGAAGAAAGUUGUCGCUUUAAGCUUGAAAGAAAUACUAUUUAAUCCAGGUAUCACCAGGAAGAUGCUUGCAUAUCGCUGUCGUAAGGUUCUCUCUUUUUCAGAUAUCGAAUCUAUUGUCAGUUGGUGCUUGGCUAGAAGCAUAGUUUGUGAAAUAGAGUUUGAAGGCUUAAUUGCAAACGAUAACUGGUUUAAAGCUUUUUCAUGA
This is a messenger RNA of Lachancea fermentati, 3495 nucleotides long. Lineage: Eukaryota; Fungi; Ascomycota; Saccharomycetes; Saccharomycetales; Saccharomycetaceae. The record is from the annotation of a GenBank genome assembly.